AUGAGAUUCUCCCUCGUCGCAUUGGCGGCUCUGGCCUCCACCGUCGUCGCCGACCUGGCUUCGAUCCAGGCCGCGCUGAACGACGUCUCCGAGAGCGUGACCGAGACCAAGGCCAAGCUCGACGCCUGGAAGGGCGACCUACUCGGCACGCUGCCCAUCGUGGCCGGGUCGGCCGAGCUCGUCAUUACCCUCGAGAUCAACACGCUCAAGAUCAAGAAGUCGGCCAACCUCACCGAGGACGAGGCCCUGCAGGUCUCCGAGACCACCGCCAACCUCAUCUCAAACACCCUACCCGUCCUCGACGAGCUUGCCGCCCUCCGCCCCAAGUUCGACAAGCUACUCCUCCGCCCCGUCAUCUACCUGGGCCUGCUCACGCAGAAGUCGGCGACCCUCGACCUCAGCGCCGCCGUGGUGUCCAAGCUGCCAGACGUCUUUGCCGAGAUUGGCGAGGCGCUCAUCGCCGAGUUGUCUGCUGCCUUUGAUGUUGUCAUCACGCAGUACAAGCCAUUUUGA
Microdochium trichocladiopsis is the source of this 513-nucleotide messenger RNA. Its product is annotated as hydrophobic surface binding protein A-domain-containing protein. Gene Ontology annotation, cellular component: extracellular region. The record is from RefSeq and is a predicted model, not a curated record. The transcript has a single exon. Bases 1 to 513 code for a protein of 170 amino acids. NCBI's taxonomy places the organism in Eukaryota, Fungi, Ascomycota, Sordariomycetes, Xylariales, Microdochiaceae.